Molecule: messenger RNA, 324 nt
Organism: Lymnaea stagnalis (great pond snail)
Lineage: Eukaryota; Metazoa; Mollusca; Gastropoda; Lymnaeidae
Source: the annotation of a GenBank genome assembly
CGAGUUUUUGGAAUUUUUGACAAAAUUGUCCAAAUUUUGGUUGUCAGCUGGUUUCAUGGUCAGUGUUGUGUUUACAACAUACAAAAAGUUUCCUAUUUCAGGUCUAAACACUGGACUCGUGGAGGUUGACAUGUUGAUGGACCCCAUCGACAUCAAGGCGUUACUGGAACACCACGCCCCUGGUGUAGACGUGACAGGUUAUAUAAAGAUUUGUCAGAUGUUUUUGUGUUUACCAGAAGCUGUAAUUCGGUUCGCUGAAGAAUAUCUUGUUGACGAUGCGACACGAUCUAGUCCAGAAGAUUUGAAACAACGCGUGUGCAUGGA